AAGUCGGAGCCCCAUGCGAGGGUCGGGAGGCAGAAGUCAGAACCACGUGCGAGGGUCGGGAGGCAGUAAACACUGAGUAUGGCGGAGAGCGGACGUCAAGUACUGGCGCUCUAUAAGGCGCUCCUCCGGGAGAGUCGUAAAUUCACAUCUUAUGGCUACAGAGAGUAUGCUCUGCGAAGAGUUCGAGAUGGUUUCAAGGCGGCAAAAAAUCUCACAGAAGAGGAUCAACAAAGAGAAAUACAAGUUGCUAAAGAAUCAUUGGAAAUUAUUAAGAGACAAGUUGUGGUGGGACAGCUGUACAGAUCUCCAACUUUAAUUAUUGAAGACUAGUUCGAUGUUAUACCUUAAUGAUAAUAACGUAGGACAGAAUGUGGUAAUGUCUUGGCACCAAACACUCCAUUAACAGUCCCAGAAGGUUUUGUUUAAAUAAAAUAUGUGAUAUAUGGUUGACAUUAAAAGGAGCAAGACAAUAAAUAUAGAGAAGAGCCAUAACCUGUGGUAAUUCAAUCAUUAAUUACCAUUACUUUUUACCCGAGGAUCAGUAUGACCAUUUGAUACGAAGAUAAUUCUCUGUAAAAUUGACGAAACAUUUGUAAUCAUUUGCAACAGUGAUGGUGUGGUGGGUUGUGGACUCACUUUACAUGACUCAUAUAAAUGCUACCUAAUACAUGUAUUGUUGUCUUAUAGUUUUUAAUGACUUUGUGAAACAUCUUUUCAUUGUGGAACUCAUAUUUAGUACACGAGUCCAUAUUAAAUUUUAGUCUGGUAUUUUAAUACUAUAUUGGUAAAAUUCUUGUGCCUUAAAUGUAAGAAAAUACAAAUGUUUGAUCACAUCAAUUUAAGCUAAAACAGUACUUGUUAGUUAUGCUUAAAUAAAGAAACAUGGCAUUGAUGUCUUAUACCAUAUGCAGUAUCGAUUGUUCCAUUUGAUGAAGUUUUGGUUCAAAUUGACUCGACUGGUAAGCUUUUAAGCAACUGUACAUCGCGGAAGAUUAAACUGUUUAGUACUCGGCACAGGACAGAUCUGCAUAACUGAAUAUUGUGAUCUUCACUUGGUACAUUGUGGCAAUUAGUGUAUACAGCAUCUGUGGAUGUAUGUGUGCAAUAUUUCAGCUGUGUAAACACUCACAACAGUGUCAGCUCAAACUGUUUUCUGCACAUAUGUUCAGCUUCUUACUUAAAAAAUCCACAGUGAAAAAAUUGGAAAUAUUCUUGCUAGUUUGUAAAGUUUUUUUUAACAUUUAAAUGUAUAUAAUGAAUAUAUUUGUUAUUUAAUAAAAAACUAUUACUAUACUAUA
Procambarus clarkii (red swamp crayfish) is the source of this 1298-nucleotide messenger RNA. It is a transcript of the gene bcn92, whose product is annotated as LYR motif-containing protein bcn92. NCBI's taxonomy places the organism in Eukaryota, Metazoa, Arthropoda, Malacostraca, Decapoda, Cambaridae. Gene Ontology annotation, cellular component: L-cysteine desulfurase complex; mitochondrion. Gene Ontology annotation, biological process: iron-sulfur cluster assembly. The record is from RefSeq and is a predicted model, not a curated record.